UCAUGAGACUCUCAAAAGGAUUACCUUGAACUGAAGUCAUGAGACCAAGGCUUGAACAAAGAGCCGGCUCACAUGCUCAUCAUAUGAGCCCAGCUUCAUAAAGUCAUGUCGUUUCAUAUCUGCUGGGCUUCAGUGGGUUAGGAGGACCCGGGUGAGAGCAGCCAGAGAGCUGGAGAUAGGGCUGGGCUGCUGUGAAGUUUCUUCAGAGUUCUUAGAGUUAUUGAGAGUUCUUGAGUUCUUAGAGAGUUCUUGAGUUCUAAGAGAGUUCUUGAGUUCUUAGAGAGUUCUUGAGUUCUAAGAGAGUUCUUGAGUUCUUAGAGAGUUCUUGAGUUCUAAGAGAGUUCUUAGAGUUAUUGAGAGUUCUUAGAGUUAUUGAGAGUUCUUAGAGUUCUUGAGUUCUAAGAGAGUUCUUGAGUUCUUGAGUUCUUCUUUACUAGUAGUUGGGUGUUGAGUUACUCUUGUGCUCCUCUUGAAGUUUCAACUGGUUGCUCUUCAACUCAGGGCCCACAAAGCUUGGAUUGAGAAGACGUUUCAGAAAAGAGAGUGUAUCCAAAUAUUUCCCAGCAAAGAACCAAACAGGUGCAGUUGUGGUCAGGUAGUGAACCAGCAUGUGGCCAUCAUUCCGGGGGCGACCACUAGGGCGGCGGAAGAGGCAGGUCAGAUCGGUCAGGGGGCGGUGCCCAUGGAACGCUGGUCCGUGCUUAAACACACACAGGCCACGCCCACAGACACAUACGGCAUCAUGGAGUUCCAGGGAGGAGGACAUGUCAACAAGGCCAUGUACAUCCGUGUGGCGUACGAUUCCAAGCCAGACAACAUGCUCCACCUGAUGGUGAAAGACUGGCAGCUGGAGCUCCCCACCCUGCUCAUCUCCGUCCACGGGGGACUGCAGAACUUCGACCUGCAGCCCAAACUAAAACAGGUGUUUGGAAAGGGUCUGAUCCAGGCUGCGGUCACCACCGGAGCCUGGAUACUCACUGGCGGAGUCAGCACUGGGGUGAUCCGGCAUGUAGGAGAUGCGUUGAAGGACCACUCCUCAAAGUCCAGGGGGAAAGUAUGUGCCAUCGGGAUCGCUCCAUGGGGCAUCGUGGAGAACAAGGAGGAUCUGAUAGGAAGAGACGUGACACGUCCGUACCAGGCCAUGUCCAACCCCAUGUCCAAGCUGUCUGUCCUCAACAACAGCCACUCCCACUUCAUCCUAGCAGAUAACGGGACCCAGGGAAAGUACGGCGCAGAGGUCCGUCUUCGCCGUCAGCUGGAGAAACACAUCUCCCUGCAGAAGAUCAACACACGUUUGGGUCAGGGGGUGCCUCUGGUCUGUCUGAUCCUGGAGGGGGGUCCCAACGUCAUCUCCAUAGUCCUGGAGAGCCUGAGGGAGGACCCCCCUGUCCCGGUGGUGGUCUGUGACGGCAGUGGACGGGCCUCUGACAUCAUCUCCUUCGCACACAGAUACUCUGAGGACGACGGCUUGGUCAGUGAUAGCGUGAAGGAUCAGCUCCUGGUCACCAUCCAGAAGACGUUUAACUACAACCGCGGUCAGGCCCAGCAGAUCUUCCUCAUGGUGAUGGAAUGCAUGAAGAAACGAUCUCUGGUGAGUAGGGAAGACAUUAUUAUACAGGAUAUGUUCCCAUAACUUAUGACGCACGCAAUGCAUUGGACAGGAAUUCUAAGUGUUAUGCUAAUAAUGCUAACGAAUUCCUGUCAAAUGCUUUGCGUGUGUCAUAAGUGACGGUUUUAGUAUCUAGUAUCUAGUAUUUUUUUUAAGCCUUACGUACAUUUUAGAAACACUUUUUUUUACCACAUACUGUAAGUAAAAACCUAACGUAUUCAAAAUAUAUUCAAACAUUAAAGAUUAUAAUUUGUGAUGAAAGUAGUGUGACAUUUUAAUAAUUGAAUUGUUUUAUGUUAAUUUGAUGCUUCAAUAAAACCGUCCCAUU
Oncorhynchus mykiss (rainbow trout) is the source of this 1937-nucleotide messenger RNA. NCBI's taxonomy places the organism in Eukaryota, Metazoa, Chordata, Actinopteri, Salmoniformes, Salmonidae. The record is from RefSeq and is a predicted model, not a curated record.